Messenger RNA from Dichotomopilus funicola, 1182 nucleotides. RefSeq lists its product as uncharacterized. Gene Ontology annotation, molecular function: nucleotide binding. Bases 1 to 1182 code for a protein of 393 amino acids. The record is from RefSeq and is a predicted model, not a curated record. The transcript is spliced from 3 exons. NCBI's taxonomy places the organism in Eukaryota, Fungi, Ascomycota, Sordariomycetes, Sordariales, Chaetomiaceae.
AUGGCUUCGUCUACUCCUUACACGGUGAGGUGGGGUAUCAUGGCCACCGGCUGGAUCGCGGAGGUCUUCACCAAGGACCUCCUCGCCAAUCCGGCGCUUCGCAACGUGCAGGAUGUCCGCCACGAGGUCGCGGCCGUGGCCUCGUCCAGCGCCAAGGACCGCGCCGCCGACUUCAUCAACAAGGUCAAGGCGCCUAGCUCGGCCAAGGCGUAUGGCUCGUACCACGAGCUCGUGGCCGACCCGGACGUCGAUAUCGUCUACGUGGCUACCCCCCACAGCCACCACUUCCAGAACGCCAUGCUCGCCCUCGAGGCCGGCAAGAACGUGCUGUGCGAGAAGGCCUUGACUGUGAACGCCUCGCAGGCCCGCAAGCUGGUCGAGACGGCCAAGGACAAGGGUGUCUUCUUCAUGGAGGCCGUGUGGACGCGCUACUUCCCUCUGAGCAUCCAAGUGAGGGACUUGAUCUCGUCCGGUGCCAUCGGCGACGUCUACCGCACCAUUGCCGAUCUGUCGCUUGCCAAGCAGGGCGCCGACGGCAAGAUCGACUACCCGGAUGCCAACCGCAUGGUCAACCCCGAACUGGCGGGCGGCGCUCUCCUGGAUCUCGGCAUCUACGCCCUGACCUGGGUCUUCCAGACGCUGUACCAUGUGCAGCCCGAGGCGCAAAAGGAGGCGCCCAAGGUCACCGCGGCCGUCAACAAGUACCACACCGGUGCGGACGAGACGACCAGUAUCAUUCUGCAAUUCCCCAACCACAAGAGCCACGGUAUUGCGCUCACAUCGCUCCGCGUGGGCAGUGACGUGGACGGCACGAAGAGCAGCGGGGCGGCCAUUCGCAUUCAGGGGUCUGAGGGUGAGAUCCAGGUCAUGGGCCCUGCGUACUGCCCACUGCAGUACCGGGUCAUCAAGAAGGACAGCAACGGUGACAUUAAAAUCGUGGACUGCCCGAUCCCCAAGGACCCCGAGAGCGGCUGGGGCCAGGGCAUGUUCUGGGAGGCCGACGAGUGCGCGCGGUGCCUGCGUGAUGGCCAGAAGGAGAGCAAGUCGUUGCCGUGGACCGAGAGCAUCGUCAUCAUGGAGGUCAUGGAGGAGACGCUGCGACAGGGCGGUGUCGUGUACCCGGACGUCAUCACGACCGACGUGUAUGAUGCUCAAAGCCCGCUGAACACUGGCAAGCGGUGA